This is a messenger RNA of Alternaria incomplexa, 1350 nucleotides long. RefSeq lists its product as uncharacterized. The coding region runs from base 1 to 1350 and encodes 449 amino acids. The transcript has 2 exons. The record is from RefSeq and is a predicted model, not a curated record. NCBI's taxonomy places the organism in Eukaryota, Fungi, Ascomycota, Dothideomycetes, Pleosporales, Pleosporaceae.
AUGCUUCAGAUAAUUGCUCUGGCUGUGGCCAUGUCAUUUGCGAUUACCAGCGCUGCGGGCCUUGCGCGACUUCCACCUGUGUCGCGACGCGCCUCCUCUAGUGGACUCUUCCUGUUUGCUCUCGCCGCAUCUCCAUUGGCAGCGCCUGCCUCGUCUAGUCGAACAAGCGGCCUUCAUUCGCAGCGCAUGCCUUCCAACUUCGCACAACCAACCUGCCCGCUGAACAGAGAUACCUCUCCGGCCACUGUCGGCUUACGCUCCUUUCAUUCGACUUCACACAACUGGCGGAGUACGCCGCAAUAUACAUACCAUGUUGCGGCAUCCUACUCAGCCAAGCAGGAUCGCUUCAAUGCGGAGCAGAAUCUGUUUACACGACCGCUGCAUGACCCCAGCAGUAGCAAGGUUGAGGACCUGCGCGAAUGCAAGGAGGCCAUAGACAAGCGGAAACGAGCGAAAAGUGGCCAGGAUGCUUUCUUUUUCAGCCAGGUGGGAAACACAAACACCACAACAUUUGGUGUUGCAGAUGGAGUAGGAGGAUGGGUCGAGUCUGGAUUGGACCCCGCCGACUUCUCUCAUGGAUUGUGCGAGUACAUGGCUUGCGCCGCGCGCUCAUGGCCGCACGGAUUCAACACGACAGCAUUACAUCCGAAAGACCUGCUCCAGGUCGCGUACGACGAGGUCACGGAUGAUGACACCAUUGAGGGUGGUGGUAGCACGGCAUGCCUGGCUGUUGCCGAACCGGAUGGCAAUGUCGAGGUAGCCAACCUGGGAGAUUCAGGAUUCAUGCAUCUAGGACUCAAUGCCGUACGACAUUUCACGCAGCCUCAGACGCACGCCUUCAAUACCCCGUAUCAGCUUUCCAAAACUCCCCAGCGCAUGCUCGUGCAAAUGGCCGUAUUCGGAGGCCCAUCCACACUCUCGGAUCUACCAAAGGAGUCAAGUAUAACGCACCACAAAGUACGCCAUGGCGACGUUCUCCUCUUUGCAACCGAUGGUGUGUGGGACAACCUGAGCCCACAGGAUGCGCUCGGUAUUGUCAGUCGUCACAUGGUCGACCUGGGAGCUUGGGUCGAGAAAGAUGGCACUAUUGAGGUUGGACAGGAUCUAGCGAAGCUGGUACAAGCCGACUCAGCUCGUAAAGCUGAUAGCUCCUCCCUCCAAGCCAAGGUGGCUGUUGCGAUAGCGAAGGAGGCAAAGGUGACGGGGCUUAACACUCGUCGGGAUGGCCCCUUCGCCAAAGAAGUGCAACGAUACUACCCUGGGGAGAAUUGGCACGGUGGCAAACCGGACGACAUUGCUGCCGUGGUAGCUGUCGUGCUUGAGGAUGCACCGCAGCGCGCAAAGCUGUGA